AUGAGCAAAAGAGAUGCUGCCGAGGCAGCGCCUGAAGCGCCGCCAGCCAAAAAGCCCAAUUGCGGCGGUCCUGAUGGUAUAUACAUUGAUGAUGCCGAAGACGACGUGACUAGUGCUCAUACUCCAUAUUCUGUCCAGGGACCCGACUCGCCUCAAACUGUCAACACGGCUGCUACGACUCCACGGGCCAAGUUUCCCUCGGAUUUGAAAACCCUCGCUUGUACAUGGCCUGGUUGCCCCAAAACGUUCAAUCGACCUGCGAGACUCCGAGAUCACCUAAAUUCCCACACCAACUCCCGACCAUUCAAGUGUCCCUACGAUGGCUGCGACAAGGACUAUAUCGAAGAUAAGCAUCUGAAACAGCAUAUCAAAGCUGUUCAUACUCUCGAGCGAAAACAUGUUUGUCCGAAGGAAGGAUGCGGCAAGAGCUUCGUUACAGGUACUCGUCUGAAGCGUCACCAGGCAGUUCACGAAGGCGAGGAGAGAUUCCGCUGCCAAGAUUGUGGACAGAGCUUCAGGAAGAAGGAAACAUUGAGCAAGCACGUCCGAAAGGACCACCAAGGAUUGCCUGCACUUCAGUGUUCUGAGCAGGGAUGUACACAGGCUUUUGACUCGAAGGCAGCUCUCAAACGGCAUCGGGAGAAAGACCAUGGUGAAGCAAAGUUCUGGUGUGGUGAAUGCGGCCUGCAAAAAAUGCCCGAUGGUACAGAACAGCGUAUUGGAUUCACGACAGAAGUGCUACUUCAGGCACAUAUUCGCCAAGAACAUCAGAACUGCAUCUUCUGCGAAUUCAAGCCAGCUUCACGCUGGGAUCUUGAGAGGCAUAUUGAAAUGCACCACUCUGGCCAAUCUGUUGAGGACCGCAAGAAUAUUCCUUGCCCCUUCAUUGACUGCGACAAGAAGUUCACCAAGAAGUCGAAUGUGAACGCGCAUAUUCGUACGGCACACGAAAAAGUUCGAUUCGUCUGUGGCGAGGUCGAUCUAAGCAGUUCCGGCCUACAGGGUUGGACGAAUGAUCAAGGAUGUGGUGACAAGUUCAGCACAAAGAGUCGAUUGGAAGAUCACAUUCGCUACAGCCUCAAGCACCUUGCCGAGGAGCGUCCGAAACUCUCUAAGCCAGAGCCAUCUCAAGAAGUCAAUCUCAUCGAUGAGCUUUCCGGCGCCGCCAACCAAGCAGACCGAACUAUCUCAUGCCCUCACUGUCACGAAGCCUUUAUUCGUUAUCACGACAGAGAUACACACGUCGAGUUGUAUCACCCACCGAACCCCGACCCCUCUUUGCUAUUGUCUGGGGAUUACUUUGAUCCCUCUCAGUUCUCCUUUGAUAACAGCUAUCCCAACACGCCCUCUUGGCCCAUCAUGUCGGAGGAUGAGAUAUUCGCUGCAUCCAUGGACUACCGUCCUCUUCAGGAUGACUGGCCUGAAGACGAGGCCAACAUGCUUCUUUUGGCACGCGAUCCAACAUUUCAGGACCCUCUUGUCGAUCCAGCUCUUGGUGCCAUAUGA
This is a messenger RNA of Fusarium coffeatum, 1506 nucleotides long. RefSeq lists its product as uncharacterized. Gene Ontology annotation, cellular component: nucleus. The coding region runs from base 1 to 1506 and encodes 501 amino acids. The transcript is spliced from 2 exons. The record is from RefSeq and is a predicted model, not a curated record. NCBI's taxonomy places the organism in Eukaryota, Fungi, Ascomycota, Sordariomycetes, Hypocreales, Nectriaceae.